AUGUACGCCAAAAUCACAUGCGACCCGCCGCUAGGCCAAGCGUCCCAGAUCGCCCGCUCUCGCGGGAGUGUACGCUUCACAGUCCUCUUAGAGACUUCGACGCCUUCCCUUCUCGAAGAUGCGGACGAGCAGCCCGCCAUAUGCCUGUGGCACAAUCACCGUGGCGUUUACGACUGGAGCGAACUUACACUGGAACCAACGAAGUCGAUGCACGAAGUCCUUUUGCUCAAUAGACCCAAUGAUAGGAGCCUUACGAGAAGCUGGUUCACGGCUGAGCUGCCCGGCUUACCAAAGAAUGCGCAGAUCGUCAGCUUCACUGUCAAGUUCCGACUGUCCACAGCUAAGGGCUGGCGAUGGGUCAAGGACUCAACUGGAACCGAAGAUGGCGAACUCCACUACCAUGGAUCCAGUAGUCUGAACUUGCGGGCGUCGUCAAAGCUUGCCCUGACUGAAUUUUUUGACAACAUGAGUCCCGACAUCAAAAUCAAGAAUGAACAACCAGACACAGACGACACUCUAUUGUAUUCGCUGACGUGCCCUGUUCAAGGCGCAAGUGAUCCGGAUAGCGGCUACCAGCACCAUCGUUUGGGAACUCCCCGGCACAGCUCCAGAUGGUUCGCACUUAUCCGGCUCUGGAGUCCUUGGCUUGCACCAAGGCAGGGUCAGGGCAACCUUCGGCUAGACAAGGAUGCAGUUCUACUUUCGUUCUUGCGUGACGAUGGGCUACAUGUGGUUUGCUUGGCUAUUAGUGGCGUUGAGGAUGUUACGACGACGUUUCCAAGUCAUGCUGAAGGCGAAGUCGUGAUCAGAGGUCGCAACGACCGGACGUCUACCGGAACGAGUCGGGUUCUUGUGGCUGUCGCAGAGAGCUUCGAGGUGGCCAAUGCGGCGGUCUUCUAUCAUUCUCGUAAAGUAAUGAUCACGCUAGGAGCGACCAACGCUGACGCAGAAACCAAGACGCUUAUGGACGGUGAAGUCAAGCCGGAGUGGCUGGAGGAGUGGUAUGAUGGCCUCACUUACUGCACCUGGAACGGAUUAGGCCAAGAUCUCACAUCUGACAAGAUAUACCACGCACUUGACGAGCUGUCGCAACACAACAUCAAUAUUACAAAUCUUAUCAUUGACGAUAACUGGCAGAGCCUCUCGCACGCCGAUACACAAUUCCACCGAGGCUGGUUGGACUUCGAAGCGAACAAGGAAGGCUUUCCUGACGGACUGAAGAAGACAACCUCUGAGAUCCGAACGCGACAUCCAAAUGUCAACCACAUCGCCGUUUGGCACGCCAUCUUGGGCUACUGGGGCGGCGUCUCACCAGAAGGCGGGCUCGCAAAACGGUACAGAACGAUCGAAGUGCAGAAGGAAGCGGGAGUCGCAGGCGGCAAAUUCACAGUCGUGCACCCGGACGAUGCCAAACAGAUGUAUGAUGACUUCUACCGCUUCCUCUCGUCCUCCGGAGUCGACAGCGUGAAGACAGAUGCGCAGUUCUUCCUCGACUUGCUCUUACAUGCGCCCGAUCGACGAACAAUGACAACGCAAUACCAAGACGCCUGGACUUUAGCCCAUCUCCGCCACUUUAGCAGUCGAGCCAUAAGUUGCAUGAGCCAAACUCCGGCAAUCAUGUUCCACUCCCAACUCCCACACAACAAACCUCGUCUUCUAGUGCGAAAUAGUGACGACUUCUUCCCGGAGGUGCCGGCCAGCCAUCCCUGGCACAUCUUCUGCAACGCUCACAACAGCCUCUUUACGCAGCACCUCAACGUCCUGCCGGACUGGGACAUGUUUCAGACCUCGCAUUCAUGGGCCGGGUUUCAUGCCGCGGCAAGGUGUGUGAGCGGCGGACCCAUCUACUUCACCGACGCGCCGGGUAAGCAUGAUAUAGCUCUCAUCCGGCAAAUGACCGCGCAGACUCCGAGAGGCAAGACGGUGAUACUACGCCCAAGCGUGGUAGGCCGGAGCACGGAUCCGUACAACGGAUAUGAGUCGCAAGCCUUGCUGAAGGUGGGAACGUAUUCCGGCGGUGCCAGAAAGGGCACCGGCAUUCUGGGCAUCUUCAACGUGAGUGGAACGCACCUGAGUGAGUUCGUAGGUCUCAGCGCCAUUCCGGGCACGGAAGAGGGGGAGUACAUCGUUGCUUCGUUCCAGGGGGAGAGGAUCUCCCCACCUAUGACCAGGGGUGGGCCGAGGGCGAUGGUGGGCGUAGAGCUGGAGGUGCAAGGGUGGGAUAUCCUGUCUGCAUACCCUCUUCACAGACUCGAGGUGAAGGGUGCAGCGGUGAGAGUGGCGUUGCUGGGCUUGUUAGGGAAGAUGACGGGUUGUGCUGCUAUGACCGGAUAUGAGAUCAAGGUUGAAAGCAAUGGGCGCUUGAGGAUUUGGACGAGUCUCAAGGCUCUGGGUGUCAUGGGAUUGUGGAUCGAGGAUUUGGGAAAGCGCAACAUUGAAGAGCAGUUCAUGGUGCUGAUUUUUGGGAAGCCCAUUGGUGUGGGAUGUGUGAGGGUGAGUGACAUGAGCGAGAAGGUGUUGGAGAUCGAUGUUGAGAAGGCUUGGAGGGAGAGUGGGGAGAGGGCCGGGUGGAGUAAUGAGGUUGGGAUUGAGGUAUUUAUGGGUUGA
Baudoinia panamericana UAMH 10762 is the source of this 2607-nucleotide messenger RNA. Its product is annotated as glycoside hydrolase family 36 protein. The record is from RefSeq and is a predicted model, not a curated record. The transcript has a single exon. NCBI's taxonomy places the organism in Eukaryota, Fungi, Ascomycota, Dothideomycetes, Mycosphaerellales, Teratosphaeriaceae. Bases 1 to 2607 code for a protein of 868 amino acids.